CAUCGUCGCCAUCAUCACCGCCAUCAUCAUCCCCACCUGCGCUGCUGAGGCACACGUGGCGGGCGGCUCCGUACAUGUGGAGGCUGCGGCUGGACCUUCAGGCGCUGGCCCUCGCCCUCGCCUCGCUCUCCCCCGCCGGCCGCGGAGGAGGGGGCGGAGGCCCCGGGGGGGCCCUGCGCUCCCCUGGUGGCGCCCGCCGCCGCAGCAACAGGAGCAGCAGCACCCCUGCCGCCCCCUCCGCCUCUGCCUCCCCGCUGCUGCCCUCCCUGCCGCACCCCUCCAGCUGCUGCCCAGCCCGGCUGCUGGCUCUCCCGCCGCGCACCUACCUGUCCGCCGCGACGCUGGUGGUGCUGCCGGCGACCAUCAUUGACCACUGGCUGAUGCAGAUACGGGCGCAUGUGGCUCCCAACACGCUGCGGGUAUGCGUGUUGGACCGCCUCGACCCACGGGUCACCCCGACCCCGGCGGAGCUGGCGUGGGAGUACGACAUCGUCAUAACCACCUUCAACCGCCUGAGCCAGGGCGCCGGGGGCAGCAGCGGGGAGUGUGCCAGUCCACUGACGCAAGCACUGCUGCAGAUCCACUGGUUGCGGCUGCUGCUUGACGAGGGGCACCUACUGGGCGCCUCCACCGCCGUCACCACCCGGCUGCAGGUGGCGUGCCGGCUGAGGGCGGAGCGGCGCUGGGUGGCCCCCCUGCCUCGCCCGGAGGGGGUGAAGGUGGCAGCAGGCAGCAGCGCGGCCCGCAGCAGCACGAUGAGGACGAGGACGGGCAGGACGGAGGCGGGGGAGGUAGCGGUGGGGGAGGUGCUGUGCAGGUGGACCGGCGGGCUCUGCGGAACCAGCUGUUCUUGCUGCUGAGGAAGGUGCCGCUCAAGGCAGGAGGAGGAGGAGGAGGCGGCGUUGCUAUCCCAGGCAGCGCGGGUGGCAGCAAAGGAGGUAGUUGCGGCAGCAGCAGCGGUGGGUGCGGCCUGGCGGGCGGUACGGCGACUGGGUCGGGUUGCGGUAGCGGCGUUGGGGGCGGUGACACGAGGGAGGCAGCAGCAGCGGCAGUGGCGACAGGAGCGGCUGUAUCAGCCGCAACCACCCGACCAGCAGCUGGUGCUGCUGCCUCCGAGGCCGAGGCGGGGCCCGGAGCAGGGGCGGGGGACGCAUCUGUGGUCGCAGUGCGUGCAGUGCCCGAAGCAGCAGCAGCGGCGGUAGCGCGAAGGGGGACGGCGGCGGAGGUACCGGUGGCGGCGGCGUCUCCCCUGGCUGGUAGCAACGCUGGAGUGAUGUGGUCAAUCGCGAUGGCA
Astrephomene gubernaculifera is the source of this 1294-nucleotide messenger RNA. Lineage: Eukaryota; Viridiplantae; Chlorophyta; Chlorophyceae; Chlamydomonadales; Astrephomenaceae. The record is from the annotation of a GenBank genome assembly.